This is a messenger RNA of Closterium sp. NIES-65, 262 nucleotides long. Lineage: Eukaryota; Viridiplantae; Streptophyta; Zygnematophyceae; Desmidiales; Closteriaceae. The record is from the annotation of a GenBank genome assembly.
GGUCGCAGGCAGCACCCGGCCAGGGUGGACCUGGGAUGGGCGGAGGGAUGGGCGGAGGGAUGGGCGGAGGGAUGGGCGGAGGGAUGGGGGGAGGGAUGGGCGGAGGGAUGGGGGAGGGAUGGGCGGAGGGAUGGGCGGAGGGAUGGGGGGAGGGAUGGGCGGAGGGAUGGGGGGAGGGGGGAUGGGCGGAGGGAUGGGCGGAGGGAUGGGCGGAGGGAUGGGCGAAGGGAUGGGCGGAGGGAUGGGAGGAGGAAUGGGCUGA